GAAUAACUCAGUUUUGGUUGGUCAAGUGAUGUUUCUUUCAUGCGAUUGUGAACAUUGUGUUGUAGAAUAUUUUGUUUGUUAAAAUUUCCAGCAUAUUAAUGAACUGGUCAUUCGAAAGAUUCCUCAACGUCCUACAUAUCAAAAUUAUUCACAUGAGUCGGAUAGUUGAUAUGAAAAAAUAGUCAUUGUUAUAUCAGCUGUUAUAAAUAUUAAUGGUCAAAUUGUUCACAACUGAAUUAUUUUUUCGAACGUUAGUGGUUUGUUAGCAAAUGUGAAACGAGAAUGUCGGAGCAAGUGGUGAUUUCUAUGGAAGGAGAAUCUUAUUCCUUCGUCAGUUCUGCAAUCACAUUCAUUCUCUGUUUAACGGCGAUAUUGACAGCUUAUCACUACUGGUUCAAAAAUUUGAGGCAUGUCAAAUUGACGGACAAUAUACCCAGUCCGAGAACUCUGCCAAUUUUGGGACAUAUUCAUAUGGGCAUCGGAAAGUCACCUACAGAUGUUUACGACUUGGUAUAUGACCUUUACCACAAACUUAAUAGCGAUAUCGUGAAACUGUAUUUUGGACCAAAGCUAUACAUUGGAAUCUGCAGUGCGGAAGAUGCAGAGUUAAUAUUGGGAAGUAGCGUCCAUUUAGAAAAACCUCAGGAAUACCGAUUAUUUGAACCUUGGUUAGGAGAUGGAUUACUUAUAAGUAAAGGUGAAAAAUGGCGGUCGCAUAGAAAAAUGAUUGCUCCCACAUUCCACACAUCUAUUCUCAAAUCCUUCAUGCCAGUAUUCAACAAGAACGCGAAUAACUUGGUGGAGCAGUUUAAAAAAGAAAAGAAAGUUUUUGACGUUCAUAAUCAGAUGAGUGCUGUUACAGUUGAUACAUUAUUAGAAACAUCCAUGGGUGUUGUCAAAACUGACGAAGACAAUACUGGUUUCGAUUAUGCUAUGGCAGUAAUGGAUUGCUUCAUAGUUGAUGAAGACCUAAAUGGUGCUAUUGGGAGUGAAUCUAGUCCCUGGGGUUUCGUGGUAAUCAAAAGAAAAAAAGAAGAUUACAUGGCACGGAAGAAAUCAGGUGAAACGAGUCUGUACAUGAGAGCCGUCAAAACUGGGGAUUACGAAGAUAAUCAAGGCAGCCAAGAUAUUAUGACCAACUAUAUCAAAGACGAUUUGGAUGAAAACGACGACAACGAUGUUGGUGAAAAGAAACGGUUGGCGUUUUUGGACUUUAUGAUUGAAGCAAGUCAAACAGGAAAUAAUAUUACCGAUGAAGAAAUCAAAGAAGAGGUUGAUACAAUUAUGUUCGAGGUGAGUGCUUGGGAAUUACUUCAAUUUCCUAUAUUUUUUAGUGAUGGUUUAUUAAUUAUUCAAAUAUUUUUCAUUCACGAAUUUUCAGUAACUGGAGAUUAUAUAAUUCCUGCCGGAACAAGUGUGGGUAUUUGCCAGGUAUUGAUUCACCGAAAUAAAAAAUACUACAAAGAUCCUUUGAAAUUCGAUCCUGAUAACUUCCUACCAGAAAGAUGCCAGGAGAGGCCGUAUUAUGCUUACGUUCCUUUCAGUGCUGGACCCCGAAGUUGUGUCGGUCGAAAAUAUGCGAUGUUGAAAUUGAAAGUAUUGCUAGCAGGCGUUCUCCGUAAAUUCCAGAUACAUUGCUCAGAGACAGAAGAAGAUUUCAAAUUACAGGCCGAUAUAAUAUUGAAAAAAACUGGUGGUUUCAAUAUUUCUGUUACUGAGAGGAAGCAUUGAAGCAAAAUGUCCAUAAUUAUAUCUCAUGUUGCAGAGUGAUAAGUUUGAUAGUUGAAAGGGUAGUAUUAACAUCUCAGCUAUAAUAAUAUUCUCUACAUUGAUAAUUAAUAUUAUUACCAUUAUCAUCAUUAUAAAUUGUUACCAAUCUAAAAA
This is a messenger RNA of Leptinotarsa decemlineata (Colorado potato beetle), 1884 nucleotides long. It is a transcript of the gene Cyp4g7, whose product is annotated as cytochrome P450 monooxygenase CYP4G7. Lineage: Eukaryota; Metazoa; Arthropoda; Insecta; Coleoptera; Chrysomelidae. Gene Ontology annotation, molecular function: iron ion binding; oxidoreductase activity, acting on paired donors, with incorporation or reduction of molecular oxygen; heme binding. The record is from RefSeq and is a predicted model, not a curated record.